AAAUCUGGGGGUGUAAUGUUAUCAUAUAUCACGCUACCUCGUAAAACCGACACGGAAGCCUACCGGACCACAAAUCACCUCAAAAUUAUGAGUUCUUCGUAUUAUGUGAACGCUCUUUUUAGCAAAUAUACGACGGGGGCUGCUUCUCUUUUCCAAAAUGCGGAGCCCACGUCUUGCUCCUUUGCUACCAACUCGCAGAGAAGCGGCUAUGGACCAGGCGCUAGCGCGUUCACCUCCUCCAUGCCUGCCUUGUACAACGUGAACAGCACCAUAUAUCAAAGCCCGUUCUCUUCCGGAUACAGCCUGGGCUCAGAUGCCUACAACCUGCAUUGCUCCUCUUUUGAUCAGAACAUUCCCGUCCUUUGCAAUGACUUAACCAAACCCAGCUGUGACAAAGCGGAGGACAGCAACCUGCACAGCCAGGCGGAGAGUAAUUUCCGGAUAUACCCCUGGAUGAGGUCUUCAGGUCCGGAUAGGAAGAGAGGGCGUCAGACCUAUACCCGUUACCAAACUCUGGAGCUGGAGAAAGAGUUCCAUUUCAACCGCUAUCUGACCCGGCGGCGGCGGAUAGAGAUCGCCCACGCCCUGUGCCUGACCGAGAGGCAGAUCAAGAUUUGGUUUCAAAACCGGCGCAUGAAAUGGAAGAAGGAACAUAAAGAAGAAGCUGGCGGCGGCGGCGGCGGGGGCAGCGGCGCCCCGGCGGCCAACGACAGCACAUCAGCUACUGCCUCUGUGGAGAAAGUGGAGGAGGAGGAGGAGGAAGAAGAGGAAGAGGAAGCGGAAUGAACGGACAACUCCCCACCCCCCUGUCUCCCGGGCUCUUGCUCGCCGGAGCCCAGCGCUCGUCUUCUGUAUGCACGUGACAUUGUAAACGCUCUCUUCAAAUAAUAAUUAAAAUCUGUUUAAAAAGGAGACCCUUGCAAUCGCGAAUUCCAAUUAUAAGGGAUGGGGGGGAGAGGUGAGUUCACCUCGACUGGCCCUUCCGCAUUCCCAGAGCACCCGAGACAUAGCUCUG
Molecule: messenger RNA, 1015 nt
Organism: Lacerta agilis (Sand lizard)
Lineage: Eukaryota; Metazoa; Chordata; Lepidosauria; Squamata; Lacertidae
Gene: HOXA7
Product: homeobox A7
Biological process (GO): anterior/posterior pattern specification; regulation of transcription by RNA polymerase II
Cellular component (GO): nucleus
Molecular function (GO): DNA-binding transcription factor activity, RNA polymerase II-specific; RNA polymerase II cis-regulatory region sequence-specific DNA binding
Source: RefSeq, a predicted model, not a curated record